CGCAAGACAGAUCCUUGGGAUUUGGAAUAACGCAGCUAUACGUCAACGGUAAAGCAUAUAUACAAGCGAGAAUAAAACGUCGUCGCAUCAAAACUGCACUCUGCCCCAUCAUGACAGGUAUAUGGUGGCAGACUCAUCAAUCACCGUCCAUCCCAUCUCAGCUUAAUCUCUGCUACGCUUUUCCCUUCAAAACAGCGGAAAAAAAAAAUAAUUAAGGGAAAUCCUUCCUCUUCAAUCCAUGAUAUUAUAUCUUUCUGUCAAUUAAACACGAUUUCUCGUUUAUCUUUUAAUUUUAUUUUUAGGGAUUUUGAAUUUCGAUUCUUUUGAUGAAGAAUACCAAGGUUUUUUAAAUUACAUGAUGUCCAAAAAAGCCAGCAACUGUGCUAUUUGUGACAAUUCAAAUCGCGCUUCUAUUUGCGCCGUUUGCGUAAAUUACAGAUUAAUUGAGUAUAAUUCUUGGUUAAAAUCCUUGAAAACCCGUCGUGAUCUUUUAUAUUCAAAAUUAGCCGAAGUGCUUGCUGCAAAGGGGAAAGCUGAUGAUCAACUGAAUUGGAAAAUUCGUCAAAAUGAGAAGCUAGCUAACUUGAAAGAGAAGCUUCGUCGUAGUAAAGAACAAUUAGCUCAAGGGAAGGCUGAGAUUGAGAGAGUGUCUCAUGACUUAAAGGUUAAGUAUGCAGUGCUUGAAUCUGCUCGUGGCACGUUGGAAAAGAAUCGUGUGGAACAGCUCCAGAAGAUAUAUCCCAACCAUAUUUGCGCUCAAAGCUUGGCUCAUAUGGCAAUUACCUCGGAACGUCUUCAUAAGCAGUCCAUGGUCAUAAAACAGAUAUGCAAAUUGUUUCCCCAACGUCGAGUAAAUUUAGAUGGGGAGAGAAGAGAUGGAUCUAGUGGUCAGUAUGAUCUGAUUUGCAAUGCACGCUUACCAAGAGGGCUUGACCCACACUCUGUUCCCUCAGAGGAGCUUGCUGCCUCGUUAGGAUACAUGGUGCAACUUCUAAAUCUCGUUGUUCAUAACUUGGCUGCUCCUGCACUUCAUAACUCGGGUUUUGCGGGGUCUUGCUCAAGGAUAUGGCAACGAGAUUCUUAUUGGGAUGCACGCCCUUCUUCUAGAAGCAAUGAAUAUCCACUUUUUAUACCGCGACAAAAUUAUUGCUCCACUAGUGGCGAUAAUUCAUGGACAGAUAGAUGCUCUAGUAAUUUUGGUGUUGCUUCAAUGGAAUCUGAGAGAAGGUCCCGCCUGGAUUCAUCUGGAAGUAAUAGCUUUAAUUAUUCUUCUGCCUCUCCACACACUGUUGAAACUCAUAAGGACUUGCAGAAAGGGAUAUCUCUUCUGAAGAAAAGUGUGGCAUGCAUAACAGCUUACUGCUAUAACUCACUCUGUGUAGAUGUUCCUGCAGAAGCAUCUACCUUUGAAGCAUUUUCUAAACUAUUGGCCACACUAUCUUCAACCAAGGAAGUUCGAUCUGUUUUAUCCUUGAAAAUGGCUUGUACAAGGUCAGGCAAGCAAGCUCAACAACUUAACAAAUCUGUAUGGAAUGUGAAUUCUACCAUGACAUCAAGCACAUUAUUGGAGAGCGCACACAUGCUUCCUUUGACGAAAAACUUUUAUGAUCGUAACCUUCCAAGUUCAGCUGCUAGUUUUCUUUUUGCCACUGAGGUGUCUGAUGUUGGAAAGAACGAAAGCCUUAUUGAUGAAUGGGAUCUUGUGGAGCAUCCGACAUUUCCCCCUCCACCAUCACAAACAGAGGAUGUUGAGCAUUGGACUCGAGCCAUGUUUAUUGAUGCCACAAAGAGAUGACCGGUGCUUGUAAGUGGCAUAUUGUAAUUUAAUCUAGUAAAGUCUCGAGUAAUGAUACCUUAGGCCAAUGCUUAUUUCGCCUGAGUUAUAGAUUUAAACCAAACAAAACUAUGGUGUUGAGCAUUACCGUUGCGGAUGUCAUUUCUAUAGGAAGAAAUCAUGUAUCUACCAUAUGUGAUGUUAGAAACGUAUAAUUUGUUUGGUCCUCUCCAAUGUAGAUUAUUGUUAAAUUUUCUCUCUUAAACAGAUUAUUUUCA
This is a messenger RNA of Durio zibethinus, 2052 nucleotides long. RefSeq lists its product as uncharacterized. Gene Ontology annotation, biological process: SNARE complex assembly. Gene Ontology annotation, cellular component: lytic vacuole; endosome. The record is from RefSeq and is a predicted model, not a curated record. NCBI's taxonomy places the organism in Eukaryota, Viridiplantae, Streptophyta, Magnoliopsida, Malvales, Malvaceae. Gene Ontology annotation, molecular function: SNARE binding.